AGUGGCAGAGCUACCGCAACAUAAGCCAUGUAGCAGAUGCGCGCUCUCAAGUUCAAUUGCCAACACUAGGAAGGGUCCUACCUCGGCCGUUGCCUCACCAUCUCGAUGCACCAUGUUGCCGCUGGAGUGGUACCACUUCUGACUGCACGCUGUCUUAGUGGCAUACCAUCCCCUUCAACGCUUAUUCGAAACGAGAUGCGAGCUGCUGUGACUACCCGACUUGGUCCAACAUACACAACGAGUCGAAGCCUUUCAUGCCCGUGGGUCACAUCGAAGCAUUCUUGUUCAGUCUCCCCGUUCUGCUGGCAUAUCACCCUUCAUAGACUAUCGAAACUACUCCCCUCUGCAUGCGCUUCUGGUCUUUACCGGGGGCUUGUUCAGUACCAGGUUCCAAUAUGUACACGGCACCCGCGCCGUGCCGUCGGGCCAUCAUCAACACCGUCUGAAACGUGCCUGCCGGGCACCGACUGUACACAAACAGCUGGCCCUCUGCAAGUACCCGUCAAAUCUCCCGCUAAAGGGUUCGUGAGGCUGUAGGCCGGUGGUCGACACAAGGAAACCAGACCUGACCCUUUCAUCAUUUUACUUAACUUGCAAUGCCAGCAGACUCAUCUGUGCGACCCUCACCAAGGAGAUUGGUACCCCCCAUUACUUCGGG
Boeremia exigua is the source of this 658-nucleotide messenger RNA. RefSeq lists its product as uncharacterized. The transcript has a single exon. The record is from RefSeq and is a predicted model, not a curated record. Lineage: Eukaryota; Fungi; Ascomycota; Dothideomycetes; Pleosporales; Didymellaceae. Bases 106 to 537 code for a protein of 143 amino acids.